CCGAGGUAGAGAGAGAGAGAGAGAGAGAUGACGAAGAAUCAAGGAGUAACCGAUAGAACGAGAAGCAAAAAAAUCUCUGGAAAUCGUACAGAGAACAAAAAGAACCCCAACACUGCUUCCAAAGGGGCGGCGAGGUUCAACGACGACGAGAUUGAGACCGUUGUGGUACCAUCUUCAAGCACCGAAUCGGAAAACGACGACGUAAGCGAUGCAGAAGAAGUCGGAGGGGUUGAGCUCGGCUCUGAAGAAAAGGUGAGCGAUACGGAAGGGGAGGAAGAAGAAGAAGACGAGGAGGAGGAGGCAGAAAACGGAGGAAUUCAGUCCGUUAGUGAUGAAAUUGUAGAUGAUACGGAAGAGGAAGAGGACGAGGUGGAGGUUAAGAGCAAUGCCAAUGGCGAUCGGCGGCGAAAAGGAGAGAAAUUAGAGGAAAAGCGUGGUAGUAAGAACAAAAGGGAGGAAGAAAAGGAGAGUGAGCGGGUAGUGAAAAAGGCGAAGAGCAAUGCCGGUACAUCUCAACGAACUAAGCAGGCGAAGGAGAAAAAUAGCAAAGAUGUGGCUAAGGAGAAUGGAGGUGUAGCUGCUAAGCAGGCGAAGGUCACUAAGAACGAAGAGAAAAAGAGUAAGCAGAAGAAGAAUGGGGAAAAGGAGAAAGAAAAGAAGAGUGAAGGGAAGAAAGAGCAGGUGUUGAAAAACGCAAAGACCAGUGGCAAGACAGCUCGCAGUGGUAACAAUGGAGCAAAGGAUAACAAGCAGAAGGGGAAUCAGAAAAGCCGAGUGGAGGAGAGUAAAGGAAAGACAAAAAAUACUACAAAAAAGGAAAAACCCAAUGGGAAUUCAACCCAUGGAAGCAACAAAAAAAUAGAUGAGGAGAAGACUCAGAAGAGGAAGAACAGACAGGAAGAGGAUGAGGAGGUUAGAGGGAAAGUAGCUAAAAAGGUGAAGGUUAGUGGUGAUAAGCAUCAAUCAAGCAAGGACAAGAAAGAGGACAGUAAGAUCAAGAAGAAAGGAAAAUUGGUGGAAGCAGAUGAAGAUGCUAGAGAAAAGGUUGUAGCAAAGAAGCUCAAGAGUAAUGGACAGAGUAGUCAGCUAAGCAAGGAUAAAAUGGAUGAUAAAAUGAGCAAGCAAGCAAAGAAAGUUGAAACAGGGAAACAGGAUAGAAGUCAUGAAAAGAAAGUAGAAAAUGGGGCAAAGAGAGGUGGUGAUGCUAAUAGGAAAAACAAUAACACAGUGUCAGAGAAAAGGAAAAUGAUAGAGGAAGAGGUUGAUGAUGAUGAUGAUAAGUGUGAGAGUGUAUUGUAUACAUUUCCAAUGAGUCGAAUUAGUAGGAUGAUAAAGAGUGAAAAUUCUAAAAUUAAAAUGUCUCAAGAAGCAACUUUUGUCAUCAACAAAGCCACGGAAAAGUUUCUUGAGCUAUUCUGCAAGGAGGCUUAUGCUUGUGCUUUUCUGGAUCGUAAAUCUCAUGUUGGAUAUAACCAUCUCUCAUCUGUUGUUUCCAAAAGGCAGAGAUUCGACUUUCUCUCAGAUUAUGUCCCUGAAAAGAUAAAAGCCGAGGUGGCGUUAGCAGAUGCAGAAAAAGUUGGUUAGAUACAAGCGGCAUCGAAUUUUCAUUUUGUUGGUAAGAUGCCAGUACUGCUCUUCCAGUAUUCCCCAAGCAAAAUCCAGGUUUAUGUAUAUUGCUCUCCAGUUUAUAUGUUGUAGAAAUAUAUAGUCAGUAGGGAGGGUUCCUGCAUGGAUUUACUUUCUUGCCCUUUGUCAUACUCGAUCUCAUCUUGGAUUCUAAGAUUUGUAUGUUUAAUUCAGCAAUUGUAUCUAACUUUGAUGCCAGCUCAUACUCUGCAUCUUAAGAAAUCAAUAGAUGGUAUUUAGUUCAUAUUUAA
Messenger RNA from Ipomoea triloba (trilobed morning glory), 1877 nucleotides. RefSeq names its product ABC transporter F family member 4. The record is from RefSeq and is a predicted model, not a curated record. The transcript has 4 exons. Gene Ontology annotation, cellular component: nucleus. Gene Ontology annotation, molecular function: protein heterodimerization activity. NCBI's taxonomy places the organism in Eukaryota, Viridiplantae, Streptophyta, Magnoliopsida, Solanales, Convolvulaceae. Gene Ontology annotation, biological process: regulation of DNA-templated transcription. Bases 28 to 1584 code for a protein of 518 amino acids.